AUGAAGCAGGAAAACAGCACAACAAUCCAGGAAUUUAUCCUCCUGGGAUUUCCAACUAUCAUGGAACUUCAGAUAUUGCUCUUUGUGAUAUUCCUUGUAGCCUACAUGCUGACCACCUUGGAAAAUAUGCUUAUAAUUAUCUUGGUAAAGAUGAACCAUCAACUUCAGAAGCCCAUGUAUUUCUUUCUCAGCAACCUAUCUUUCCUGGAAGUUUGGUACGUCUCAGUCAUUGUCCCCAAACUGCUUUUAAAUUUUCUUGUUGAAAGCAAGAAUAUCUCUUUUGGAGGCUGUAUGACCCAGCUUUACCUCUUCAGCUCCCUUAUUUGUACCGAGUGUGUCCUCCUGGCAGUCAUGGCUUAUGAUCGCUAUGUGGCCAUCUGCAACCCCCUGCGCUAUCAAGUCAUCAUGAACCACCGCAUCUGCACGCAACUAGCCACAUGCUCCUGGCUCAUCGGCUUCUUGGCUUCCAUGCUGAAAGUAUAUUUCAUCUCUCAGCUGCCUUUUUGUGGCUCCAACGUCAUCAACCACUUCUUCUGUGACAUUAGCCCCUUGCUGAACAUGUCAUGUAUUGACAAAACAGUAGCUGAAAUAGUGGAUUUCAUCCUGGCCUUGCUUAUUUUGUUGGUUCCCCUCUCUGUCACAAUUAUCUCCUACAUAUGCAUUAUCAACACCAUCCUGCAUAUCCCCGCAGCCCAGAGCAGGAAGAAAGCAUUCUCCACUUGUGUUUCUCACCUCACUGUAGUUGUUAUCUUCUUUUCAGCCACUCUGUUCAUGUACGCCAGGCCCAAGAGAAUCCAUCCUUUCGACUUGAACAAACUGGUGUCAGUUGUGUACACUAUUGUAACUCCCAUGCUCAACCCCUUCAUUUACUGUCUGAGGAACCAGGAGAUUAAAGGGGCUUUGAAAAAAGCCUUGUGUUAG
Cuculus canorus (common cuckoo) is the source of this 921-nucleotide messenger RNA. Its product is annotated as olfactory receptor 6B1. The record is from RefSeq and is a predicted model, not a curated record. The coding region runs from base 1 to 921 and encodes 306 amino acids. The transcript has a single exon. NCBI's taxonomy places the organism in Eukaryota, Metazoa, Chordata, Aves, Cuculiformes, Cuculidae. Gene Ontology annotation, biological process: G protein-coupled receptor signaling pathway. Gene Ontology annotation, molecular function: olfactory receptor activity; G protein-coupled receptor activity. Gene Ontology annotation, cellular component: membrane.